AUGGCGUCCAAUUUUAGUGGAGCCCUUCGCCUCACCGAUUUAGACGACUUUAUCACCCCAUCUCAGGAAUGCAUCAAACCUGUCCAGGUGGAACGUCUUCCAGGUCGAUCGGGUCCCAUCAAAGUUCAGUCCGAUGGCAGCUAUGUACAAUUGGAUGGUGAAGCAACACAGCUCAAGAAAGCCCAGAUAACGUUGAAUGAUUGUCUUGCAUGCAGCGGUUGCAUCACAUCGGCGGAGAGCGUUCUCAUUACACAGCAGAGCCAGGAAGAAUACUCAGGGUUCUAGAACCAACAACAAACUUCCAGAGAGAAGAAGCUAGUGGUGGUCUCAGUGUCGCCUCAAUCCAGGGCAUCGCUGGCUGCUCGGUAUCAUCUCUCAAUACAGGAGACAGCAAGGAGACUGACUGGGUUCCUCAAGGAAUUAGGUGUGCAUCAUGUGUUUGAUGAGACAUUUGCCAGGGACUUCAGUCUUCUUCAAAGCCAGAAGGAGUUUGUUGAUAGAUUCAGAAGACGAGAAGAGAAAGGGACUGUACCGAUGCUGGCUUCUGCCUGCCCAGGUUGGGUGUGUUACGCCGAGAAGACACAUGGGUCUUACAUCCUGCCUUACAUCAGCACCACCAAGUCCCCUCAGCAAGUCAUGGGCUCGCUGGUCAAGGAUUAUUACUCCAAGCAGAGUGGUAUCCGACCACACCACGUCUACCAUGCUACCAUCAUGCCUUGCUUCGACAAGAAGUUGGAGGCGUCACGAGAAGAUUUUUACAACGAUGUCUACAGCACGCGAGAUGUAGAUUGCGUUAUUACAUCAGGAGAAGUUGAAGUGAUGCUUGACAAAGAGGGACUUUCGCUAGCUGAUAUGCAACCCCAGGAUCUAGAUCCCAUGUUCCCUGUAUCCAGGGAUGGACAGUUAGUGAAUCACAUCGGAGGUGGGUCUGGUGGAUACCUGGAACACAUAUUCAGAUACGCUGCCCGGGAGUUAUAUGGAGUCAGUGUAGAACACAUUGAGUACAGGACUCUGAAGAACAAAGACUUCAGAGAGGCCACAUUGGAAGUGGAUGGCGAAAUCAAACUCAAGUUUGCCCUUGCCUACGGCUUUAGGAAUAUCCAGAACCUGGUGCAGAAGGUCAAGCGAGGGCGGUCUCCGUAUCACUUUGUGGAGGUCAUGGCUUGCCCAUCUGGCUGUGUGAAUGGUGGGGGUCAGAUCCGCCCACAAGACGGGGAGCAACCCAAGGAACUCUUGCCCCGCGUGGAGGCACUCUACAACUCCCUCAACACCAGGAGACCGGAGGACAACCCGCUACUGGACCAGCUGGUCUCUGAUUGGCUGGGAGGGGCAGACACUGAGAAAGCCCACGCUAUGUUGGAGACAGCGUACCACGCAGUGGAGAAGAUGAACAAUGCAUUGACUAUCAAAUGGUGA
This is a messenger RNA of Strongylocentrotus purpuratus (purple sea urchin), 1416 nucleotides long. RefSeq names its product cytosolic Fe-S cluster assembly factor narfl-like. The record is from RefSeq and is a predicted model, not a curated record. Gene Ontology annotation, cellular component: cytosolic [4Fe-4S] assembly targeting complex. Gene Ontology annotation, biological process: iron-sulfur cluster assembly. Gene Ontology annotation, molecular function: 4 iron, 4 sulfur cluster binding. NCBI's taxonomy places the organism in Eukaryota, Metazoa, Echinodermata, Echinoidea, Camarodonta, Strongylocentrotidae. The transcript is spliced from 9 exons.